Salarias fasciatus (jewelled blenny) is the source of this 1771-nucleotide messenger RNA. RefSeq names its product ATPase Na+/K+ transporting subunit beta 4 (gene atp1b4). Bases 199 to 1221 code for a protein of 340 amino acids. The transcript is spliced from 9 exons. Gene Ontology annotation, biological process: potassium ion transport; sodium ion transport; regulation of DNA-templated transcription. NCBI's taxonomy places the organism in Eukaryota, Metazoa, Chordata, Actinopteri, Blenniiformes, Blenniidae. The record is from RefSeq and is a predicted model, not a curated record. Gene Ontology annotation, cellular component: sodium:potassium-exchanging ATPase complex; nuclear inner membrane.
CCUCUCCGUCCACUUCAUUCACUAUGAUGCGCGCCUAGUUGGAGGAGACUCUCCGCAGCCAGUCCCCUCCGCUUGCCUAAAACUUUCUAAUGAAAUCCCCAAACUCUUUUUGACACACAUUCUUCUCCAGGGGGUCAAGAGGAAUUUUCUGACUUAUUAAACUUCUUGAAAUUUUGAUUGAGAAGCAAACUUCAGAAUAUGGAGCCCAGUCCCACAGAGGGAGGCGCUGAGGAGAAGCCUGUUAAACCUCUAAGUCCUCCUCACAAAGUGAUUCUCAAACAUGGCCAAGAGCUGGAGGAAGAGCAGGAGGAGCUGGCCGAGCAUCAGCCUCUAGAGCAGGAAGACCUGAACUUUGAGCGAUGGAAGCGCAGGCCGAUUCCCCAGAGGACGCUUCACCAGAAAAUAAUCGACCUGAAGAAAUACCUGUGGAAUGCAGAGACCAACGAAUUCAUGGGUCGCUCCGGAAAGAGCUGGAGCCUCAUCCUCCUCUUCUAUGCUGCACUUUAUAUAUUUCUGGCAGCCAUGUUUGGCGGCUGCUUGUUUUGCCUCAUGUGGUCUAUUAGUCCCUACCAUCCCACCUUCAACGAUAGAGUCAUGCCACCAGGUAUGACGAUGGCUCCGCACCUAGAAGGCCACGACAUCCACUUCAACGCGUCCGAUCGCAAGUCCUGGAAGAAGUACGCCCGGUCUAUGGACGAGCACCUACGACCGUACAACGACGUCGUUCAGGACAGGAAGAAUAUUCGCUGCACAGAGGACUCCUACUUCAUGCAGGAUGACCUGGAGGAGAACGCAGAGCGCAAGGCGUGUCAGUUCAAGCGGUCCUGGUUGGGCGACUGCUCGGGGCUCAAGGACUCCACUUAUGGCUAUUCUCAGGGAAGGCCAUGCAUCCUCCUCCGAAUGAACCGGAUUCUUGGUUACUUACCCGGCCAGGGAAAACCAAUAAAUGUGACUUGCGAAGUGAAGAAAGGGCCGCCGGAAGCGAUGGGAUCGAUCCAGUUUUUCCCCAAAAGCAUUUUCGACAUGAAGUACUACCCGUACUACGGGAAGCUGAGACACGUGAACUACUCUUCGCCGGUGGUGGCCGUGCGCUUUGCGUCGGUGCAGUACGACACUCACAUUCAGAUCCAGUGCAAGCUGAACGGAAAGGGCAUCAUCAACGAUUCGCCCACUGACCGCUACCUGGGCAGCGUGACCUUUUCCCUGGAGGUCGGAGCGUAAAGGCCGGCAGCGCUCCCGUCCCAAAUGCGUUGAACCAUUAUUUUCCGUGACAUACAUAUAUAUAUAUAUAUAUAAUCCCCCCCUCCACCCCCCACACCUCUCCUCAUCUGUGAAACAAAAUUCUCAGAAAGUAGAUAUUUACUCUUGUGUGUGUGUUGUGUCUUUGUAUUUUCGGGCGUGCUACUGGCACCUGCACCCACAACGAACAGUGCUGAGCACGGGACGAGUGCGUAGAGCGGGCUACGAUUCAAUUCCUGAUAUUUUGUAAUGAUUAGCAAGAUUAAUCAAACUAAAUUACUCUCCGCCCAAUAGUUAGCACCUCUGGCUAUGCAAAUCCAAUUAAAACGUUAAUAGGAUGUUAGAAAUCUUUUUGUUUUUUUGGGUUAGAUUAUGGUUUUGUGUGCACAUUUUUGUGGGGGGGAAAAAGUGUACUAAUUUUUUUUUUUUUUUGCAUUAUAUUUUUCGAACAUGUAUAUUGUAAGACUUCAAAGAACUAUCAUGCAAACACUGAAAGCAGGACUUGUACUGUACUUACACAGUAAAAAAAAAA